Oncorhynchus keta (chum salmon) is the source of this 1898-nucleotide messenger RNA. Its product is annotated as zinc finger protein 239-like. Gene Ontology annotation, biological process: regulation of transcription by RNA polymerase II. Lineage: Eukaryota; Metazoa; Chordata; Actinopteri; Salmoniformes; Salmonidae. Gene Ontology annotation, molecular function: DNA-binding transcription factor activity; RNA polymerase II cis-regulatory region sequence-specific DNA binding. The transcript has 2 exons. Gene Ontology annotation, cellular component: nucleus. Bases 245 to 1408 code for a protein of 387 amino acids. The record is from RefSeq and is a predicted model, not a curated record.
CACUUCAACGACAAAGCUGCUAAUUUAACCACUUCGGUAGCUUGCUAGACAACAGAAAAGCGAAACACUGAAGCGCCUUAGCCCAUUUUGGAUAUAAUACUCUGUGUUUUAAACCCAAUUCUGUUUACAUAUCUAGUAACGUUUGUUAAUUACGUUUAAGUUAACUAUUUGUUGAAAUUGAUAGUCAAACUAGCACUAAGCUAGUCGCUAAUGCUAACUAGCUAGCUAGCUAAAAUCCCCGACCAUGAGCUCAGGAAGCUACUCUGCUAAAGAAGAGGAGGUCUGUUGGACGGAGAAAGAAGCUCUGGGGCUGAACAUUGUCGUAAAAGAGGAAGACGAUGAUAUUACCAUGCAAGGAGAGGAAGGGGCUUUCAAAACGAUAAAAGAGGAGGAGGAGGAUGUUACAGUGAAAGAGGAGAAAGAAACGUUUGGGGUAAAAGAGGAAGAGGGGAUAGAGGCUUUCACAGUGGAAGAGGAGGAGGUAGAAGCUUUCAAAAUCAAAAAGGAGGAAGACAUUAUAUUGAAAAAAGAGGAGGAGCCUCCUAGAGAGGAAGAGGAAGGAGAGGAGGAGGAGACUGAACAAGAUCUGAUGAUCACCAGAGAAAGAUCAGACUCAGAGGAACCAGAGACGUCCAAACCAGCAAAAAGACACGACUGUUCCAACUGCAGGAAGAGUUUUACCAAGUUAGGAAACCUGAGAAGACAUGAGAGGACACACACAGGAGAGAAGCCUCAUCACUGCUCCCAGUGUGGGAAGAGUUUCACCCAGUUAGGGAACCUAAAAAUACACGAGAGAACACACACAGGAGAGAAGCCUUACGAAUGCUCUCAAUGUGGAAUGAGUUUUACCAAGUUAGGGUACCUGAAAUCACACGAGAGAACACACACAGGAGAGAAGCCUUUCCACUGCUCACUGUGCGGGAAGAGUUUUACAGAGUUAGGCAACAUGAAAAGGCACGAGCGGACACACACAGGCGAGAAGCCUCAUCACUGCUGUCAGUGUGGAAAGACUUUUACAGAGUUGGGGAGCCUGAAAAUACAUAAGAGAAUACACACAGGGGAGAAGCCUUUCCGCUGCUCCCUGUGUGGAAAGAGUUUUACAGAGUUAAGCAACCUGAAAAAACAUGAGAGGACACACACAGGGGAGAAGCCUUUCCACUGCUCCCUGUGUGGAAAGAGCUUUACAGAGUUAGGGAGUCUAAAAAUGCAUAAGAGAAUACACACGGGCGAGAAGCCUCAUCACUGUUCUCAGUGCGGAAAGAGUUUUACAAAGUUGGGGAACCUGAAAAUGCACGAGAGAAUACACACAGGAGAGAAGCCUUACCAAUGCUCCCUGUGCGUAAAGAGGUUUACCUCAUUAAGGCAAUUGAAAGAACAUGAAAGAAUCCACACCAUAGAGAAACGUUAGCAAUGCUCCUAGUAUGAAAUUGUAUAUUGUUAACCAGUUAGUUUUAACCAGUCAGUUUUAACCAGUCAGUUUUAACCAGUCAGUUUUAACCAGUUAGUUUUAACCAGUCAGUUUUAACCAGUCAGUUUUAACCAGUUAGUUUUAACCAGUUAGUUUUAACCAGUUAGGGCACCUGAAAAAACCAUGACGUAAUACAUACAGUGAAGAUGCCUUACCGCUGUUCCAGUGUAGAAACUAAUAUAUCCCAUCAAAUAUACUUUAAGUUAAUGACAUUCUAUUUUAAAGCUACAAUGUGUAACGUUUUUGUGCAAACCUGACACACAUUCACACAGAAAACCCCCACAAAUAAUCCCACACUUGUCUCAUAUAUUGUACCGCAAAAUGUUGUGCUUUUGUUUAUGCCACAUUAAAUCAAGUUGUAUAAAAUGGACCAAAAAAUACAUCUGUGUUUUUCAUUUCAAAAUAAUAACUGAAUGUGAAGCAGGCUAUG